This is a messenger RNA of Somion occarium, 944 nucleotides long. The record is from the annotation of a GenBank genome assembly. Lineage: Eukaryota; Fungi; Basidiomycota; Agaricomycetes; Polyporales; Cerrenaceae.
GGCUCAAUAGAACGGAAUCUCGAUGUGACAUUGGAAGGUGUUUCUGCAUAGAAGGUUUUCGUAGAAGGUUUUCCAUCAUUCACUGAGGUUGCCUUGUUUGGACUUGUGAUCGUGCUUCACCGCCAUAAGCAAGACAGUGUGACUAAUGCUACCCAUCUACAACCAGUCCCUUGUUUCCACUGAGCCGGUGGACUCAAAUGAACCUCUGCUGCGUGUCCCUCUCGAGGACAUUGCCUUCACACAGGAAGCAGACAAUGUCUGGGUUUGCGCUCAUAGACUCAGCCUGCCAAUUGUUGACCACAGGUUGGGUUUGUGGCUCGAAGAUAUUCCUUUAACAUUCAGCGCCAUGGGGCAAAUUAAUAUCCGCAAGGGCUGUUUCGUCAUCCCUUGUGGAGACGGCCGCUUUAUUAUUCGAAGGGCAGAAUCCCCCCGCGAUAUCUCUCAGCUUCUCAAGGUAGAUCAAGAAACAGGUGCAAUGAGUCUCCAGCUGAAAUGGCGGCCGGGUGACAUUGUCACUGAAAAUAUUCCUACUGUUCUGCCAUUCUUCGAUGUCAAUGGCAACAGUGCUGUGCCCAUUAGUUCUGCCGAUGUUCCCAUUGGUCAAAAGAUCCGUGUUCAAUUUACGCUUCGCUGUAAGCGGUCUCCUACAGGUACCCAAAUUUUAUACGCAUUUUUUACUUCAGUGCAACCUGUUUGAGCUGAGGAUAGACUGUUCAGGUUCAGAUUUGUCCAAUGGUAGUUUGUUGAGAAAGGUCCUUGGAUACUGACUCAAAUGGCCUCUCUUUAUUGUAAUCCCUGUAGUACCAUUGCUAGGUGCACUUGUUAGCUAUCAAAUGUAUUAAGCGAGGAGUUUCAGAAUUUAUCUUCGCCAUUUGCAUGACAGCUUGCCGAAAUGAGAUUUAUGCAUUAGGGUAAACCUCCGCUAUUAAAAGCCCCUAUAGUAC